GCCUGUGGCCGUCCCACAAGUAUGGGCUGAGUGAAAAAAGGGCUGGGGGUUUAUGCUGUGAUAUUUUCUCUCCAGUGUUAUUGCGGCUUAUCUUAUUGCCCUUCAGCCAUCUCUGAUUAGAUAAGACACUGAGUUCAGGAAGCUGCAAUGGAGCUCGGAGCCGAAAACUCAAAGCCAGUGUCUGAUGGCAAAGCCACCGCCGACACCCCUGCGGAUGACGCAGGGGCUCAGAGACCCACGUGGAGCGGACAGCUGGAGUUCAUCCUGGCCACUGUGGGAUACGCGGUGGGACUGGGCAACGUCUGGAGGUUUCCUUAUCUGUGCUACAGCAGCGGCGGAGGUGCCUUCAUUGUCCCUUACCUCACCAUGGUUUUCCUGUGUGGCGUCCCUUUGCUCUGCAUGGAGUUUGCUGUAGGCCAGUAUACUCGUUUAGGGCCAGUGCAUGCAUUUGCCAAAAUCUGUCCCCUCUUGAAAGGUGUAGGUCUGGCCACAAUUGUUAUUUCCUUCGUCUUCUGCACGUUCUACAAUGUGCUCAUGGGCUGGGCCCUUUUCUACUUGUUCAACUCGUUCAGAGGAACUCUCCCCUGGUCAUCUUGCAACAACACUUGGAAUGUUGUUGGAAACUGCUCCAGUGGUUUUCCUGGCAAUGCCACCCACCUGCAGUCUUCAAGCCAACAGUUCUUCGAUCACAAACUUUUAGAGAAGACCAGUGGCAUUGAUGAAGCUGGUGGCCUGCAGUGGGAAUUAUUUGGCUGUCUUCUUCUUUCCUGGAUCAUCAUUUAUUUAUGCAUAUUUAAAGGAGUCAAAUCCACUGGCAAGGUGGUGUAUUUCACUGCUGUUUUUCCAUACUUUAUCCUGUUCGCUCUGCUUAUCAAUAAUGUCCAGCUUCCUGGAGCCAAGGAGGGCAUCCUUUAUUUUGUAACACCUGUUUGGAGCAAACUGUUUGACGUCAAGGUUUGGAUCAAUGCUGCCGCUCAGGUGUUUAACUCACUCGGAAUAGCAUACGGCUGCAUGAUUUCAAUGGCUAGUUACAACAAGUUCAACAACAACAUCACAAGGGAUGUGCUAAUAGUGUCAAUAACCAAUUCACUCACCAGUAUCCUGGCUGGCCUUGUAAUCUUCUCAGCUGUUGGAUACAUGUCUCAUAAACACAAUUUACCGGUGGACAACAUAGCUACAGAUGGUCCUGGUUUGGUGUUUGUUGUGUACCCUGAGGUCCUCUCCACCAUGCCCGGCUUUCAGCUCUGGGCUCCACUGUUCUUCAUCAUGCUGCUGUGUCUUGGUCUCGACAGUCAGUUUGGCAAUGUGGAGGUGACCGUGACAUUCCUGAAGGAUGAGUUUGGAAUCAAAGUUCUGCAGUACCUGAAGAGAGAGGAGCUGCUCGCUCUGGUUGUGUGUAUUGUGGGGCUUGUUUUGGGGAUCCCUCAUGUUUCUAAGGGAGGUAUUUAUGUGUUCCAGCUGAUGGACCACUGCACUGCUGUGGUUUCCCUCAUAUGCCUGGCUUUCUUUGAAGUAGUGACUGUAUGCUGGAUCUUUGGAGUCUCACGUCUCUCCCUGAUGGUCAAGAGGAUGCGAGGCAGGUCUCCGAGCAUCUUCUUGCGCCUCUGCUGGCUGCUCUUCUGUCCCCUACUGAUACUGUGCAUCCUGGGCUCCAGCAUUGUUCAUUAUACUCCUCCUCGCUAUGGGAAGUACAUCUACCCAGUGUGGGCUAAGUUAGUGGGGUGGAUCAUCUCUCUGGUCUCCAUAGUGUGGAUCCCACUUGGUGCUAUUCAUGAGAUCUACAAUAGCAAAGGAUCACUUCUUCAGAGAAUUAAACAAGCUGUGACUCCAACAUUAGACCUGGAUGCCCUGGAUCCUCAGCCAGAAAAGCAAAAUCUAGACGAACCAGUGUUGGAAAAGCUGUUAAGUUCAUCAGUGUAAUCAGAGAUACAGAACCAACUCUGUCUGGGAGAUGAUCAGUCCUGCAGUGGGACACUUGGGCAUAUUAAUCUUCAUCUGUUUUCAGACGGUAAUGUUUUUAUGAAAGAUCUAACUUCAAACAAAUUGUCAAUUUGUAGUGUAUUUUUCACUCAACUUUUCCGUGAAAAUCUAAGUAUGAUUCGUUGUCUUUUGCAAUGUAAAAAUGAAGUUUAUAUUCUCUAUGCUUUAAAAGGCAGGGAUGUUUUUUUUCAGGGUGUUUGUGAUUGAUGUGCUUCAUGUGCUUCGUAGUAAUGAAUUUGUGGAAUGGCAAUUUAUCAGAAUCAGAAUCAGCUUUAUUGCCAAGUUUGUACAUACAAACAAGGAAUUUGCCUCCGGUACACUUUGCUCUUUUGUUCUGUUUUUGCAUUACAGGAUAUACAAAUUUACA
Molecule: messenger RNA, 2347 nt
Organism: Girardinichthys multiradiatus
Lineage: Eukaryota; Metazoa; Chordata; Actinopteri; Cyprinodontiformes; Goodeidae
Exons: 14
Coding region: 148-1920 (590 amino acids)
Biological process (GO): sodium ion transmembrane transport
Cellular component (GO): membrane
Source: RefSeq, a predicted model, not a curated record